Molecule: messenger RNA, 810 nt
Organism: Plasmodium relictum
Lineage: Eukaryota; Apicomplexa; Aconoidasida; Haemosporida; Plasmodiidae
Product: conserved Plasmodium protein, unknown function
Exons: 1
Coding region: 1-810 (269 amino acids)
Source: RefSeq, a predicted model, not a curated record
AUGUGUUUUAUUACAAUACACUUAAAAAAAAAAAAAAAAGGAACAAUGAAAUUAUAUAUAUUAUAUCUUCUCCUUUUUUUAGUAAAUUGUUCAGAAAAUUUAAUGUAUGAAAAAAUUAAAAAAAUUGUAAAUGAGGUUGACAAAUGUUCACUAGAAGAUGUAGAAUUCAUGGAUGAUUACACCCUAAAAUUAUAUUGGAUAUGGAUUAAUAAUUUUUUUAAAUAUUUAAGAGUUAAGACUUAUAUAUAUGAAAAUGAUGAUAUUUAUAAGCAUAUCAUUAAAAAACAUAAGAAUAUGUUAGAAGAAUUUAAAGAUAAUUUUAUUUAUUAUAAUGAUAGAUCUGAAUUUAUAAAAAAUGCCUUAAAUAUUCUUUCAAACGAGAAAACAUUAAGAAAAAUGAUAGAUUUACAUGUACCAAUAAAACAAAUAAAAUUUUUUCAAGAUUUAACAGAAAUCACAUUACUAAAUAUUUUUUUAGAAGAAAAAAGUAACUUAAUAAAUUCAUAUAAAAAAUAUAUAAUGUUUGAAGAGCUUCGCGAUGUUGCUAAUUCUAAAUAUUAUUAUCAUAAAAAAUUAUUAGAAAAUAAAUGGGAAUCCAAAAAUGAUGAUACUUUAUUUAUUGAUAAAAAAAAAAAAUAUAAUAAUGAUAAUGACAACAUAAAUAAUAAGCAAUUAAAAAAUGUUAUUACUCUUAAUAUUAAUGAAAUCCCCUAUGUUAAAGAAAUGCAAUUUGAUUAUUAUGAUAAUAAGAAAUGGGAUAAAUAUUUGUAUUAUGAAUUUAACGAUCCAACAACAGAUUCACCAAAUUAA